This is a messenger RNA of Anopheles cruzii, 1575 nucleotides long. RefSeq names its product homeobox protein Meis3-like. The transcript is spliced from 7 exons. NCBI's taxonomy places the organism in Eukaryota, Metazoa, Arthropoda, Insecta, Diptera, Culicidae. Bases 1 to 1575 code for a protein of 524 amino acids. Gene Ontology annotation, biological process: regulation of transcription by RNA polymerase II. The record is from RefSeq and is a predicted model, not a curated record. Gene Ontology annotation, molecular function: RNA polymerase II cis-regulatory region sequence-specific DNA binding; DNA-binding transcription factor activity, RNA polymerase II-specific.
AUGCAGGAGAGCAGCGUAACGGCACUGCCCGUGUCGGGCGUGACGGCGUCCGGGCUGGGCACAAUCGGCGGAGGCGGCGGUACGGCAGGCAACGUCACGUCCCUCAACCUAACGACCAACACCACCGGCAGCCCCAACGGCACCGCGAUCCCGACCGGGGCCGGUGGCACGGCCCCGGGUGGUGUGGUGGCCCCGAACAGUGUCACCACCAGCACCACCGGCAGCAGCAACAGCAGCGCCGGCAGCGCUGGCAGCGGCGCCACGAUCUCAACACCACAUGGCCUCAGCGACAUCGACCAGGCGCAGUUCGAGGCCGACAAACGAGCGGUUUACAAACACCCGCUGUUUUCGCUGCUGGCCUUGCUGCUGGAAAAGUGCGAACAGGCGACCCAAGGCUACAUUCCCUCCGCGUCUUCCGCCUCCAGUCCAAAUGGUUCCUCCAACAACGGUGCCAGCGAUGGCGAUAGCUUUUCCCGAGACAUUCAGGCCUUUGUACAGUUGCUGGAGAAGGAGAAGCGCCCACUGCUGACGAACAACAGCGAGCUGGACGGGCUGAUGAUCAAGGCGCUCCAAGUGCUGCGAAUACACCUGCUCGAGCUGGAGAAGGUGCAGGAACUGUGCCGCGAUUUUUGCACCCGGUACAUCGCCUGCCUGCGGAGCAAGAUGCAGUCGGAGAACCUGCUCCGCUCGGACUACGCGCUCGAGCACAACAACAACCUGUCCAACUCGAACAGUCCCAUCAACAGCCCAGAGCAGGAUCUUUCGGGGAGUGCGCAGGGCUACUAUCCGGGGGGCGAUUACCUGCAGGGUAGCGACACGAGCGACUACAGCAAUAUGCAAGCAAAGGGAGGUUUACUGGGUGGCCACCAGCAGCAGCAACAGCAGCACCAUCACUCUCAGCAACAACCACAGGCCGUGGCCCUGCUGCAGCAGCACGCGUACCACCACCAAAUGUCAGCACCUGAGGUCGCCCUCGGACUGGAUCAGUCGCCGGUUGCUGCGGUGCCGGAAUUAGGCGCCAAAGAUGUCGGUGGUACGCUGCUCGGAGGCCCACCGAUGGCUCCCGUACAGCUGACCGACCUCGCUGCUGCUGCCGCGGCCGCUAUGGCCUUCCAGCAGCAGCACCAGCAACAACCGCCGCUGCAGCAUCCUCACCAUCAUCAUCAUCAAAGCCUUUCGGUGGCGGCACUGCAGCACUCGGGGUUGGUGGCCCUCGGCGGGCCUCCGGCGAUGGCAUUGCCGUCGCCUUCGCCCCUCCUCGACAUCUACGCCGGCCAGCUGUCGCCGUGCGGUAGCUCCGACGAGCUCGACUCCGAGCUGGACUCACCGGGCGGGGACGACUCCUCGUCCGGCAAGUGCCACAAACGGGGCAUCCUGCCGAAGCAGGCCACCAGUGUCAUGCGGGCCUGGUUGUUUCAGCACCUAGUCCAUCCCUAUCCUACUGAGGAGGAGAAGCGUGUGAUCGCCGCCCAAACCAAUCUAACCCUGUUGCAAGUCAACAAUUGGUUCAUCAACGCCCGACGCCGUAUACUGCUGCCGAUGCUGGAGAACACUUCCGAUAACUCGGGCGACUAA